Messenger RNA from Asparagus officinalis (garden asparagus), 4375 nucleotides. RefSeq lists its product as uncharacterized. NCBI's taxonomy places the organism in Eukaryota, Viridiplantae, Streptophyta, Magnoliopsida, Asparagales, Asparagaceae. The record is from RefSeq and is a predicted model, not a curated record. The transcript is spliced from 15 exons. Bases 549 to 4187 code for a protein of 1212 amino acids.
UUAAAAAAAAACCUCCCUUUCUACCAUCUCUUCCCUCAUCCUUCAUAUCAUCUUCUCCAUUCUCUUCUCCAUAUUCUCAACUUGCCUUCCACUCUCCCACUCAUUCUCCCUCCUUUCUCAUAUCCUCACUCUUACAUUAUCCUUCACCCUCCGUUCUCUUCUCCUCCCAAUCAUCAACCUCCCUUCCUCUCUCUUACUCCCUCUCCUUGUUCCUCUUUCUUUCUCUCACUUUCUGUUCCUCUCUCUCAUUCCCUCUUCCUCCUUGCUCCGCCCACUUCUAACCUCCAACAUUAACAUUCUACUAAGAGAACAUCCUUCUCCUUUUCCUCUCUCAGACCCAAUAUCAAACAUUCAGAGAGAAGUUAAAGAAAGUUAAUAAGAUGUGAGGUUGAAGAAAGAGGGAUAGAUGAGGUAAGAGUGGAGAUAUGGAAAAGAAGGGAGAGAGCGGUGUUUUCAAAGGCACCCGCCUCACUGCGCCUCAUACGCCCUACGAUGUGGGUAAAUAGCGUAGCGCCUCGCAUUUGAUGCAGUAGCGCCUUCUACGCCUCAUGCACGCAGUAGUGAUACUCUAUAAUUAUUAUCUCCAAAAGCAGUUCCCAAAACUUGAGGUUCUUGGUUUUAAAACCUUAUGCAAAGUUUCCUGUACCGCCCAACCAGGGCUAUCAGUGUACAUGAGAUAUAUGCAUAUAUCUCGAGAGGAUGCUGAAAGUCCUAGCAGCAUGCUUUCGAUCACUGAGAAGUCGGUCAUCAGUGCUUGCAAUAUUUGUAUAGGGUUAGAUACAUCAAAGGAUGCUCCAGAUAUAGAGACAUGGCCGGUUUCCAAAAUUGCUGUUUUUCUAGUUGAUCCUACAGAAGAGAAAUGCAUGCUUCAAUUCUCUGCUACUAUUCAGGGAGUCUGGUCAUUAGUGGAAAAGGAUAUUGACGCAAGCAGUGAUACGUCGGAAGGGGGAGUUCAGAUGAACAAAAUACAUAAAAUGGCUUCAAAAGGGUCCUUACAGAAUGAACCUCAUCAGUCUGAAGAGGUACUUGAGCAGUUAGCAUAUUCUGCUGCAGGGGAAAUAGCAGGUUUUUGUUCCUCAGAUUUAAGUAUCUUGGAACGUCAUUCAACGUAUUCAUUAAGCCAUGAGAAGACGACAACUCGAUUAUAUAUAAUGAUGUACGGGAGAGCAUUGUCUGAGAAGCUCUCAGAAAUUCCCAUCAAAGAUGUUAUAAGCAGCUUGGAAGGACCAGUGGUCAACAAGGAUUCAACUUCAGAAGCAGAAGUAACGUCCGUUGUUGAGUACUAUCAUAUGUUGCCAUACGUUGGAAUUAUAUCCAGCUGGCUAUCCAGGAAAAAUACUACCGAUAGUUCUUCACAUGUACUGGGGAAGGAGGUCGUGGGUGACAAGUACUCUUUAGAGCCAUAUAUACUGUCAAAGAAGGACCAUAAUGUGAACAAAACAUUUGUCCUGAAUGAACAGAAAGUGGAUAUUCAGAAUAGCAAACACGGAAAACGUGAUAGCUCAGUUAGAAAAGAAAAUAGCAAGAGCCUAUGCUUAGUGAAUGGGUCAUCAAAAUUUGCUAAACAAGAAAAUAGAUCUGGCAGUCUUUGUCCUCAGCCAGACGGUCAAACCAUCAUGAAAAAUCUGGUGAUGAAAUAUGAAUUUUUGAUGAAUGGGAAAGCUGAAGACAUCCUAAACACCAAGAAAAACAAAUUAAAAAAGGAAAUGCAUAAUGUAAAACAUGCAGGAAUGUUAGGGUUGACUAAUUCUUGCCAUGUAUCGGGUUUGCAGCAUUCUUUGGUGCCAGAUGGAAUGACAGCCAUGGAAGAUCAUCUGAUAAUAAAAAGAUCUGGCUUAAGUGAGCAAAACUUGGAUAUCAAAAGUAGUAACAAAAAGGUCAAAACUGAAAAAGGAACUAUUGAGUGCAAAAAGAACAUCAAUCAAAUCUCAACGGACAGGUCAGUAAGCAUAUCACAAAUCAUAGCUAAUGUUUCUCAUGUGAAUGCAGAUGACCACAUCACAUUGGAUGACCAGGCGAAAGAUAACUCUUUGCGGACUGGCAAGAAUAACGAAAUCUUGCUCAGCAAGAAGAACCAUGUAGAUGCAUUUACUGGCAGUAACUUGGACAUCAAAAGUAGAGACAAAAAGGUCAAAACUGAAAAUGGAACUAUCGAAUACAAAGAGAACAUCAACGAACUAUCAUCAGACAGGCCAUCUUAUGGAGUUAGUAGCUCACUGAUCAUAGCUGCUGUUUCUCAUGCUAAGGCAGAUGAUCUCAUCACAUUAGACGAUCUGGCAGAGGAUAAUUCUAUACAGUCCAGCAAGAAUAAAAAAAUCUUACUCAGCAAGAAGAACAAUAUAGAUACAUGUAAAGGUAGUAACCUGGACAUCAAUAGUAGUAAUAUAAAAGUCAAAACUGGAGAAGGAACUAGUGAGUAUGAAAAGAACAUCAAUGGACUCUUAACAGAAAGGUCAUCUUGUGGAGUAAGCAGAUCACAAAUCACAGCUGAUGAUUCUCAUGUAAAUGCAGAUGAGCUCUUCACAUUGGAAGAUCGGGCAAAGGAUAACUCUUUUCAGACUGGCAACUAUAGAGACAUCUCAGGCAGUAAAAAAGCUGGUGAUCCCUGUAUGAUUGGGCUGCCUAGCGCUAUUAAUUCCUGGAACGGCGAUAGUCCAUCCCUGAACAAUUACCGAAUAGUUUCUCAGACUAAAGAUAUCAAUGGAAAUAGUACCAUUUCAGAUAGUCAUGUUGAUGAGGAGAACUUCAUCCAUAGUGAUUUGAGUUCCAGGAAUAGCUUUGAAAACAAGGCAGAUAUGGUUGACUCAGGCAAGAAGGCUUACAUGCCAAACAGCACAGCUCAAAUCAGGGCCUGUACUAAUGGAGCUUCUCGAGAUGGAUCUCCAUUGGAUGGUCUGCAACCUUCGCCGAUAACGUUUAGUUCUAUUGAGCAUAUUACACUUGCUCAAGUGAUGGCAUGUAACAGAAGCAAUCUAAUGCAAGCUUGCUCACGAGUUUUUAGAAAAAAGAGGGAUGAUAUGUGUCAGCAGCAGCGUUCGCUCGAAGAUGAGAUUGCUCUCUGUGAAAUUAACAUCCAGACACUUUUGAGUGAAGGUGAAGAGAACUCGACAAGAAAAGCAGAUUUAAUAAUUGAAGCACUUAACUGUUUCUGCUCCGAAGGAUUUCAAAUGGAUGAAAAGUUGUCUUGUAAAGAAGAGUGCCCUUCUGGAACUAUUAAAAGGAGAAAAUUAUCCGAGGCAGUUCUUACUUCAAGAGAUCCAUGCCAGGAACUGGAUGAUAUAUGCCGGAAGAACAGUUGGCUAUUGCCAACAUAUAUGGUGCUUCCAUCGUUUACAAAUUGUCAGAUCACUGGAAUGUUUGAGGCUACUGUUAUAGUUGAGGGGGCCGACUUCGGGUGCAGCAAUGAUGGUGAUCCAAAAAGCAAACCCGCUGAAGCGCGGGAAUCUGCAGCAAACUACAUGCUGAGGAAACUAAGACGGAUGGCAGAUGUAGUCGAUUUGGAUAAGAAGGCAUGCAUGUCAAACCGCACACUUCAAAUCAGAGCCUGUACUAAUGGUGCUUCUCGAGAUGGAUCUGCAUUGGAUAAUCUGAAAACUUUGCCAUUAAUGUUUAGUUCCAGUGAGCAGAUUACACCUUUUCAAGUGAUCACAUCUAAGGAAAAUAAGCUAAUGCCAGCCUGCUUACAAGUUCUUCAAAAAAGAAGGAAUAAUAUGUAUCAGCAGCAGCGUUUGCUCGAGGAUGAGAUUUCUCUCUGUGAAAUAAACAUCCAGAUGAUUUUGAGCGAAGGUGAAGAGAACUCAGCAAGAAUAGCACAUUCAAUAAUUGAAGCAUUCAACUGCUUUAGCUAUAAAGGAUUUCAAAUGGAUGAAAAGUUGUCUUGUAAAGAAGAACGUGCUUCUCGAACUACUAAAAGAAGGAAGUUAUCUGAGGCAGUUCUUUCUUCAAGAAAUCCAUGUCAGGAGCUGGAUGAUAUUUGCGAGAAGAACAGUUGGUUGCUUCCAACAUAUAGAGUUAUUCCCUCAUUUAAACAUUGUCAGAUCACUGGAAUGUUCGAGGCUAUUGUUACGGUCAAGGGGACAGACUUUGCGUGCAGCAGUUAUGGUGAUUCAAAAAGCAAACCUUCUGAAGCUCGGGAAUCUGCAGCGACUAACAUUCUGAGGAAACUAAGGCAGAUGGUAGGAUCGUGAUACAACAGUCACUAGGUGAAAUAGGUGGUCUCAGUUUUUUGUUUUCUUUUAUUUUUCUUAUUUUUGUUAAAUGUUUGAUAGGCUUACAGGCAUGUUAGACAAUGGAACUAUGAAAUUUAUCAUGCUAGCAGACUAAACAUUGGGAGUUGUCAUAAAAUCUUAAAGUUAAAGGGGAAAAUUCUUGAUAA